GUCUACGCUUCAUAUUCAUUUUCUAACCUAAGAUAUUUACAGUGUAAAGUGCUUGUUUUUUUAUUUGUAUAAACAUUUUAUAAAGUUUUAAAAUUGUUAUUCCUUACUAUUUAUUUGAAGAAUUAGUUUAUAAUAUUAUUUUUCUGGGUAAUUUAUGCUCAGCAUGUAGUUAUUAAAAUCAUUAAUAUGUUAUUGGCUUAUUUAUGGAAAGAGUAUGACUGGAGAUAUAGAAAUAAGUGUAAAGAGAAAACAGAGAAUCGAAAAUAAAAAGAAAAAAAUGGCUGCAUUGUUAGAUAUAGUUAAACUUAAUGAAUACGAUAGACAGAAAAACAAAAACAAUAAAACUGAACAUCCUGAUGCUCAGGAAGAUAUUGUGUGCACGAUAAACACCGAGGGUAUAACAGAAAUUGAUCCUUCCCCUAAGAAAAAACUCAAAACUGAGGAAAUAGAGUUGGGUCCUUCAGGAAAACCAAAAUUACAAGGCAUAGAACUUGCAGAACUUAAAAAAAUGCUUAGGGAGAAAACUUCCAAAAUUAGACAGGCCCCAAAGCUUUAUCUAAGGGAUGUUGGUAAAAAUGCCAGUCUAGCCGUUGAUUUAGAAAGCAGAUGUCCCUUGUUUUUAUCAGAUAUUCAGCAUUUAAUUAUGUAUUCUCAAGUGGGAGUGCAUUCACCAUAUUCACCAGCCAGAUGGUGUGGUUUAGAGAAGUACAAUAAAUUAAUGAAUGUAACAAUGUUAAUCAUUGAAAAUAUAUCUUUGUAUCAUUAUGAAGCUUUUCAAAGUCAAUUUGAGUUUAUGAAGUCGAAUUUUUACCAUAAAAUUGAGGUGGUUAGUCCUCAUUCUUACAAUGAUGACAUUGUACAAGAAUUGUCUAUGGUUCCCCUAUCAGCCACUCAAAUGCGUAAAUUGGUAACUGAAUAUGGAACAUUAGAAGAAGCUACAAAACUAUGUGGCGAAGUAUUCAACACUGUAAAUAAUUUCUUUCCUAUUGAUUCGGAUGAUCAAAGCACAAAGGCCCAAAUUGAUGGUUUACCAUCGUCAGACAAAUUUCCAAGAACGCAUUUAUUGUUAUCUGGCUGGCAAAUGAUUGAAGAAAAUUUUCCUUUGCCCAUUAAAGGUUUGGCAGAAAGAAAAUAUUCUGGUUAUAGACUGACAAAAAAGAAAUAUAAACAUGUUAGUCCUCAUAGUCCACUGAUAGCUAUCGAUUGUGAAAUGUGUAAAACUGAAACAGGCGAUUUGGAAUUAACCAGGGUAUCAGUUGUCAACGAAAAACACGAGGUCAUAUACGAUAGUCUAGUAAAGCCGGAAAACAAGAUCGUUGAUUAUUUAACGAGGUUUUCUGGUAUAAAUUCAAAAAUGUUGAGAAAUGUAACGAAAAAAUUGAGGGACGUGCAAGAUGAGUUAAGUGAACUGAUACCGGACGAUGCUAUUUUAGUUGGACAGUCUCUGUCCAACGAUUUACAUGCCUUGAAAAUGAUGCACCCAUAUGUUAUAGAUACAAGUGUGAUCUAUAACAUAACCGGCGACAGAAUCAGAAAAACGAAACUGCAAACCUUGGCUAGAGAAUUCCUAGACGAGAAAAUCCAGGCUGGCCACCAAGGCCAUUGCAGUUCCGAAGACAGUUUGGCUUGUAUGAAACUAGCCCAAUUAAAGCUUGGAAAACACUUAUUUUUCGGCGACGCGGUCAUGAGUUCGGUCCGUAGCCGACAGAGGGCCUAUCCAGACAUGGGAACCGCCAAUUAUGCAACCAGCAUGCUAAAACAGUGCACCAAAAGCGGAAAUACCGCUAAUAUCGUUGCCGUGGACGAUAUAGCUAAUAAAUAUCGAUAUUAUAUCGAUAAGGACACUUCGAAACCGUUGAAAAACAUUAAUUGCACGAGGAAGGAUUCGAAUAAACAGGUGGUGGAACAUUUGUGCUCCACGAUCAACGAGCAUCAAUUAAACAUCGCUCAUUUGAGGAUCGCCAGUGACAAGAUUGACGAGAGCAGCUCGAACAAGGAGAAAAUAUUUAAAACUAUCGAUAAGUGGGUGUCCAAAGUGCACUCUGCGUCAAACUUACCGUCUCUGGUCGGGGUGAUGUUCAGCGGACAGAAAAACGGCGGCAACGGGUUGUGUUUUUUGCAUUUGAAACAGGAAUGGAUUGUAUAGAGCGAAGGAUAUGGUAAUUGCAUAGGUCUUUCCAUUUUUAUUUAUAUAUCACGUCAAUUUCUUGAAAUAAAACAUUGUUUUCUUUCUGUU
Messenger RNA from Sitophilus oryzae (rice weevil), 2236 nucleotides. RefSeq names its product RNA exonuclease 5 (gene Rexo5). Gene Ontology annotation, cellular component: nucleus. NCBI's taxonomy places the organism in Eukaryota, Metazoa, Arthropoda, Insecta, Coleoptera, Curculionidae. Bases 215 to 2146 code for a protein of 643 amino acids. Gene Ontology annotation, molecular function: nucleic acid binding; exonuclease activity. The transcript has 9 exons. The record is from RefSeq and is a predicted model, not a curated record.